UCUCGCGGGCUUUGUUUUGAUAAUGGCGGCAGGAUUCGAAAUCUUUGUUUGCUUCAUACGUAUUACAUAUUCUUUUUCACAUGCAAGACGUUCAUCUUGCUUAUAACAGCGAACGCUUGUUGAAGCAUCCUGGUUUCGGCAUGUCAUCACCGUCCGAGCUUCAGUACUGCUCGGCGGACUUCCUGACCAAGUGGAUGCCGAGCAGCACCAGAGCCGGGGUGAUCCUCAGUCCAACCCCGGAGCUAGCGGGGUCGUUGCGGCACAACGCCGCCGCGGUGCCCGCUCCCCUGCGUCCGGAUGAUUCCUUCGUCUCCGAUUUCGCUCCGCUGCCUGCCUCCACGGACAGCAGCUGCCUCGGUGCGGACGGAUGGGGAGAGGGAACCGAGCCGGUCAGCUACCUGCGGCCUGCGCCACAGGGAGUCUCAGACGGACACGUCGAGAAUUUGGGGGAGAUAAUGAGCAAAACCCGAGAUCUACCUCUGAUGAUGAAGCUGGAAGAGCUGAGAAAAUGGCAGCAGCACAUGCACGAGCAGCUGAAAGCCCACCAGCUGGAGGAGCUGCUGUGUUUGGAGGAGCAGCAGCACAGAGUGCUCGGGAUCGGGGACGCACCUCGGAUCUGCACCGAAGAAAAUCCAGGGCUGCCAGGAGCUCAAUGGAGAAAAGACACAGUCCAACGCAGCCCUGACAGGAACUGCGGCCUGCGGCCGGAGCUGCAGCUCCAUGACCAGCAGGAGCAUGAAGACGAUGAGGGCAUGUGGGACUCCGACAAAGAGAAUCCGAAGCCGAGUUUAGAGUCAGACGAUGCAUUCAUGCAGCCGGACACCAACAGCAGGCAACAGGAAAAUGACUUGCAUGACAGACCCAUAAAACCAGGUAUUGGGGGGCAGAAGAAAACCUUUGAGGAGCUUCUGGAGGAGCAGCUGAGGCUGGAGGAGCAGAGGUUGAAGUCUGCCCGGCAACAGCCUAAGCCAGCCAGGCCUGAAACCGCGUUUCCUCCCAAGCGGCCCUUUCUGAAACGAGGCCAGGGCCUCUCCAGAUUCACCAGCAGCUCCAAGGCUUCUUCAUGGCAGAAAGCCAAGGACAAGAAAGAGCAGAAACCACAGGCCAUCAUCCGCAGCAACUCUGCGCCCGGAUCCAUCCUGAAGGGCAGCUCCAGCACCGGCCCGCCACUUCCCGUCCAACGCAAAACCGCCAUACUCAACAAGGAGAACCGAGGAAGGGGGCUGCGUUCGCCGCUGCAGGACGUCAAGGCUGAGGGCGGGGCCGCGCGGACAACCAGGGUCCUGGGGAGUCAUCAGAGACAGAACACCAGACCUGCUACCAGUCAGAGUGCACCGGAACCCAGACCGGUAAAGCAUCUGCUGGGGCCGGAGAAGGAAUAUAGUACAGGUGUCCCAGUCCAGGUCGUGAGGAACACCGGUCCCAAUCUGCAGCCGAAUCCUGUGAUCAAACAGGUGGGGUUGUCAGGCGAUGCCGGGAAAGAGAAGAAUUGUGUUUCUAAAGCGCAGUCGGCCGGAGCGGGAGGUGGAGGCAGACUUCCUCAGGAUUCCUUCGAGCUGUCGUUCCAGGAGAAGCUGCAGCGGUGGGAGUGCAACCGGCAGCUGGAGAGCAUGGAGCUGGGAGAGUUUGAGCUGCUGGAGCAAGCGGCCGAGGAGCUGUCCUUCUCAUCCAACUCCUCCUUCGUCAUGAAGGUUCUUUGCUUGGACCAGCAGAAAAGGCACUCUGCCAUUGGGCUCCACCACCAGAGGCGACUCUCCUCCACCCCAAUCAAGUCGGCAUCAGGAAGCGAACCUCAGAAGGGCGGCGGUGUCCGGUUCACCGACGGGUCGGAGCGUGACGGGAUUUCUCUGGAGUCAGUAGCAUCUGAGGGGAACAUGAGAGGCAAUGCGCUCGAGACUGAAGUAACCGAGCGAGGACUUGAAUCUGAGGAGCCGCACAACGACAAGAUUUCUGAUUUUGGAGGCAAAGAAAUCACUGUUUGUUUUUCAGCACCUUCUAACCCCGCUUAUGACAAGAGGUCUUACCAGGACGAGGAGAGUCCCGGAGACGAAGUGGAGGAAGACGAUGAAGGCGAGGAGAGCGACAGCGUCGCCAGCAACGCCGACGGUUCCACUCUGAUUGAGGACGGACGCGACGGGCAGAGGGAGGUCAUAUUUGACGAUGACGACACUUGGAAUGACCUGGACGAUACGGCCGUCACAGAGGAAAGCGACAGUCGGGGGAUCAGUCCGGUUCCCAAGCCGACAGCCGGCACAGUUUCCCCACAGGAGAAGGCGAUGCUGAGGAAAGUAGCGGUGAGCAGAGCUGUGGAGCUGGAUGAAGGCCCGGAGACCGAACUCGCACCAGCUUCCCAACUCAUGACCAGACUGUUCCCCUCGUUAAAGCCCAAAGCUCAGAGCGCACCUCCACCUGCUCCACCUGCUCCACCUGCUGCAUCUGAGAACAGGAAACAGGACGAGACAGCCCAGCAGGUCCAAUCCAGACAGCUCAGAGAGAGGCUGGCUGAGCUGGAGAUGGAGAUAGAGAGGUUCAAGAAAGAGAACGCUGCACUGACCAAGCUCAGGCAGGAGAACGAGAGAAGACAGGAAGACCUCAGGAAAGAGCGUUUGAUGUUCGAGCAAACAAAAGCCGAAGAGCUGGCCAAUUUCGAGGAGCACAAGAGGGAGGAGAACAGGAAACUGCAGAAAGAGCGCAAACUGUUUGAGAAGCACAUGUCGGCGGCCAGAGCCAUCCCUGACAAAAAGGAACGGGAGGAAAUCCAGUUGCUGAAGCAGCAGCUGAGCUCCCAGCAGGAGGAGCUAAAGAGGAGGGAGAGCCGCUGGGCCUCCACACACAGCCGCCUGCGGCAGCAGAUCGACUCCCUCCACCAGGAGAACGGCGCUCUGCGGGACGAGAUUCGAACGCUGGAGAAGCUGCGCCUCAGUGCCUGGAAGAAAAGCGCCGCCUCUGCAGAGAAAGGCGUCCAAACGAAGGACGGACCCAGAGCCUCGGACAGCAGCGUGGCUAAGGGAGUGACGUUUGCGACUCCUCUGGACUCUAGGGGAAGCAGCUCCAGCCCUCCGCUCAGCUCAGCAGGAAGGAGCCUGAAGGAUAACAGCCAAGCAGCCGCAGCAGGGAUGAAAAGCAGCCUGAGGAGGUCGGUGGGUUCUCUGUCGUCCUCUUCGACGUUUUCUGGAAGAAAGACGGAAGAAAAGCCAAGACCCACAAGCAGGAGCCAGGAAAGAGCAUCCAACCAGAAACCAGAGCAUUCACACUCUCCAAGAAUAGAUCUCAAGCCAGAGCGACCAGAAAGCUGCGAGUCCCGUGAUCCAGAACUGCCUGGGGAGAUCAUCACACACCCUGACGGCAAGGUGGAGAAGGUUCUGGCCGGCGGCGAUCGCGUCAUCGUCUUUCCCAACGGCACGAGAAAAGAAGUUUCAGCAGACGGGCUUUCGGCCAAGGUCACCUUCUUCAACGGAGACACGAAACAAAUCACAGCCGAUCAGAGAGUGAUCUACUACUACGCUGAGGCUCAGACCACACACAUCACGUAUCCUGACGGUAUGGAAGUGCUACACUUUCCCAACAACCAGACAGAGAAACAUUUUCCAGACGGCCGCAAAGAAAUCACCUUCCCAGAUCAGACGGUGAAGAAUCUGUUUCUUGAUGGCAGAGAGGAAAGCGUGCUGACAGACGGGACCAUCAUCCAGGUCAACCCAGACGGAACCAAAGAGAUCCACUUCAACACAGGCCAGAAGGAAAUACACACGGCUGAAUACAAGAGGCGGGAGUAUCCAGACGGCACAGUGAAGACCGUUUACGCCGACGGCAGGCAAGAAACUCACUACCCCACAGGGCGGCUUAGGGUCAAGGACAAAGAUGGAAACGUCGUGCUGGACAACCUGGUAUAACUCGCCGCACUGAACCAGCAUUUGCUGUUUUAAAAGAUGGAACUGAGAGCUGCUUAGUUUCAUUGAGUGCCUCCUCGUCUUUAAAGCAUUACAACAAAAUACUAGGUAAAAGUUUAACACUUACAUGGAUUUUGUUUUAUAUAUGUGUAACAUUGAAUAUUUAUUUUGUAGAAGGA
Poeciliopsis prolifica (blackstripe livebearer) is the source of this 4066-nucleotide messenger RNA. It is a transcript of the gene cpap, whose product is annotated as centromere protein J. The coding region runs from base 81 to 3890 and encodes 1269 amino acids. Gene Ontology annotation, cellular component: nucleus; centriole; centrosome. NCBI's taxonomy places the organism in Eukaryota, Metazoa, Chordata, Actinopteri, Cyprinodontiformes, Poeciliidae. Gene Ontology annotation, biological process: cilium assembly; centriole elongation. The transcript is spliced from 19 exons. Gene Ontology annotation, molecular function: tubulin binding. The record is from RefSeq and is a predicted model, not a curated record.